CAAGCUGACGUCGCCGUGGCCGCAUCUCGAGCUUCAACCUCCAGACUGCCCCUCUCACCGCAUUCGCCCGACGAAGGCGGUAUUCGAUACCUUCGGUGCCUUAUAUACACCACCAACAUCUCCAAACUGUUCCAAUUACCCCUCUCUCUCUCUCUCUUCUACAACCUCGUAUAGCUGGCCCUCCACCCUUAGGUCGCCAGAAUGCAGUCUGGCAUCUCAGCCUCCCAGGAGCUCGUCUCCCAGUUCAAUACCCUCCUGUCCUCGGACGACCACUUCGGCCUCCUGGUCACGAUCGACUCCGAGAAUCUCCAACCCGUCCAGUUCCUGUCCAAGGCCUCGCCCUCGGCCUCCUUCGACGACAACCUCGCCUCCCUCCAACCUCACCUCAAGCCCAAUGAAGCACUCUAUGCCCUCCUUCGCCGCUACGACACGGCCCCGCACCUGAUCGCCGUCACCUACGUUCCCGACUCGGCCAAGGUCCGCCAGAAGAUGCUCUUCGCCUCCACCCGCCUGACCCUCGUCCGCAAGCUCGGCUCUGAGCAUUUCCGCGAGUCCAUCUUCGUCACCACCCCCGAAGAGCUCUCGGCCAAAGGCUUCGCCAAGCACGAUGCCCACACCGAGCUUGAGGCUCCCCUGACCGAAGAGGAGCGCAGCCUCGGCGCCGUGAAGCAGGCCGAGCAGGAGGCGAGCACCGGCACCGGAACCAGGGAAAUCCACCUGAGCAAGACCUUGGCCAUGCCUAUUUCCGAGGAGGCUCUGGCAGCCUUGAAGGAGCUUUCGUCAAACAGCGCCGAGGUACUGGUCAUGUUGAACAUCAACCCCGAAAAGGAAUCCGUGGAGCUUGUCCCCUCGAGCGAGCGUCCUGCCUCCAUCUCCGAACUCACCCAGACCAUCUCUGCCACCGAGCCGCGCUUCACCUUUUACCGCUUCACCCACACCCACGAUGGUGUCGAGUCGAGCCCCCUGAUCUUCAUCUACACCUGCCCUGUGACUCCCGGCAACAAGUCCAUCAAGAACCGCAUGCUGUACCCGCUCAUGAAGCGCGCCGUCCUCACAGUCGCAUCCACCGAAGCCGGCCUGACCCUCGAUAAGAAGUUCGAGGUUGAGGAGCCCCACGAGGUUACCGAGGAGUCGGUUCUCUCGGAGCUGCACCCCAAGGUGACGACCAGACAAGGAUUUAGCAGACCUAAGCGACCCGGUCGGUAGAUGACCCACGCAUGAACAUGACGUAGAGUGUUUUUGGGAGCUGCGGUGAAAUUGAGUUGACAAAAACUCCUUAAAACUUGAAUGAGACAGGCGCGUGCAGGGCACUGGUAUACACUCACAGGCCUGUAGAUCAGGCUGAUGAUA
Messenger RNA from Colletotrichum destructivum, 1350 nucleotides. Its product is annotated as Putative actin-depolymerizing factor domain, twinfilin, ADF-H/Gelsolin-like domain superfamily. NCBI's taxonomy places the organism in Eukaryota, Fungi, Ascomycota, Sordariomycetes, Glomerellales, Glomerellaceae. Gene Ontology annotation, molecular function: actin filament binding; actin monomer binding. Gene Ontology annotation, cellular component: cytoplasm; actin filament. The transcript is spliced from 3 exons. Gene Ontology annotation, biological process: barbed-end actin filament capping; actin filament depolymerization. The record is from RefSeq and is a predicted model, not a curated record. The coding region runs from base 202 to 1206 and encodes 334 amino acids.